Molecule: messenger RNA, 761 nt
Organism: Dioscorea cayenensis subsp. rotundata (Guinea yam)
Lineage: Eukaryota; Viridiplantae; Streptophyta; Magnoliopsida; Dioscoreales; Dioscoreaceae
Exons: 3
Coding region: 49-522 (157 amino acids)
Cellular component (GO): mitochondrion
Molecular function (GO): structural constituent of ribosome
Source: RefSeq, a predicted model, not a curated record
GGAAGGGUGGAGUGGGGUGGGGUACUAUACUUAUACUACACAUUCUCAAUGGGCGUGUUGGCGAAAAGCAGUGCUGCGGCGGCGGCAGGCGCAGGUAUGAUCGUCCUCUCACGGAACUCCUUCGGCCUAAUCAGGUCACCAGUUAGGGCUUUUGCGAGCACCACAGCGCCGGACGCCGUCGGGGCAGAUCCGGAGAAGUCAAAGCGGAGGAAGAAGAAGAACCUCUUUGAGGUGGCGCAGUUCCUGCCAAACUGGGGAUUAGGGUACAAAUUGGCCAAGUCUCACUGGAGAGACGUCUCCUACGAACUCACCAAGAUCAAUCUCUACAAGGAUGGUCGUCACGGCAAAGCGUGGGGGAUUAGGUACAAGGCCGGUUCAAAAAUUGGAGAUGCUCCGGUGAAAAUGAGUGGUGUUAAUAAACCUGGAUGGAAGUACUUGACAGAAUCUAUGAAGAACAUCAACUCUCCUUCCAUGCCUACACAAACCACCACUCCAGCAUCUGAAGAAGCUCUUCAUUAUUAGCCUCUCUUUGUUGCUAUGUUUUUUACAUUAUAUUUAUGAGGUUUCUGUGACUUCGGGUUUUAACUUUCAAGUUGGUAAUUUCAAUAGACUUGAUCUGAGCUCUUUGUAAUCCUCUUUUGUUUCUAGCUUUCUUCUUCCUCCAUCUUUUGGUUGUAUUAAACUCUUUGUAAUCCUCUUUUGUUUCUAAUAAAAUUAGCUCUAUCUGAGCUCUUUCCCCCCCAAAAAAAAAAAAAUAAAAA